AUGGCGGUAUGGAUUGCGUCGAAGCUGGGCAUCGAUCGAUUCUCCGCCCAGGAUCGGGACUCGAUCAGAAUCUUAUCAAUUGUUCUUGUGGCUAUGUUACUCUUCUAUAUCUUAGCCAGUGCUACUAUGGUCAAAGACCCUUCCAUAGGAGGAACGGCAACCGCAUUCAGAGGCAGGUCAGAGUUUAUGAUUCUCACACUGCUUGACUCUGGGUUUCAGCCGCGAUACAAAGACACGUCGUUGCUCUGGAUCGACGCCGCGCGGAAAGGCUACACAGGAGUGUGCCGCAGGCUCGCGGAGAUGGGCUGGGAUAUUGAUACGCCAUUCGAGAAUGUUGGCUCCCCUAAGGAUCGGCAACUCAUAACCACAGCCCUUCUUUGUGCUUGUGCCGCAUCGCACAAAGACCUUGUGCUGUUUCUCCUCCACAACGGAGCGGACCCGAUGCUCGUCGACUCAUGGGGCAGGUCAUGUCCGCUCUUGGCUCUCAUGGGCGGGAAUGACGACGAGUCGAGCUCUUCAAUCUUACAGACCCUGCUCUCAACCCAGGCAACCUGGCAUCUGAACCGCUUCCCGAUUGACCACGACCCCGGGGCACCGGCGUCCAGAGCGGCAUGGGACUGGCCACUUGGUGUUGCUUGCGGAUAUCAUCGAGUCCGUGCCGUCAAUGCACUUCUCAAUGCAGGAGCGGAUCCAAAAUUGGAGGCAGCGUCCGGGCUGACUGCGCUGCACGUUGCCUGCGACAGUUAUUUCAACGAAGGAGUGGCAUGCAUUGUCGAAAUGCUCCUCGAGCACGGUGCCAAUCCCAAUGCUGUCACUUCUGACUCGUGGACUGCCGUUGGUCGCCUUUCGAAGGCUCAGUGCGAGUCUGGGGCGGGUGCGAAUACGCCGCUCCAAAUUGCUGCCCGCUACGACUUAUCUGGUGGACGCCUCGUGGAGCUGCUGCUUCAGAACGGAGCAAAUGUUAGUGUAACUGGAGGUAAAUUUGGAACUGCCCUUUUAGCAGCUUUGCACCGGCCGGAUGACGAGCAAUUGGUCCUGAAGGUGGUUUCCGAUCUCAUAAGUCACGGCGCCAACGUCAACGUGGUGGUAGAACUCCUCCUCAAAGAAGGAGCUCAGAUUCCCCCGACCCAGAACAUCGACAUUGGUGGUAGAGGCUCGACCUCCAGUGUGCUUCACGUGCCGAUUCUCGGCUAUUUACUUCCCCACCAGUCCGACAUGUUUCGUCUUCUCCUCCGACACGGAGCGUCUGCAAAUGGCGACACUGAUCUUUUCGACACGACUUCCUAUCUCGGCAAGACAAUUCUGGGAUACGCGUGCAGUUCCUCCCAGAAAGAGGACGUAAGGACGGCGCGCCUGCUCCUGGAGAAUGGGGCAGAUCCGAACGAUCACGUGAGAAUGCUGCUAGACUAUGAGGCUAUCUCGUCCGCGCAGGACAUACAGACCGGGUCGCCGUGGCACUCCCUAUGUAAGGGUGCCGCUAAGAAGCGAUGGCAUUACCAGAUAAAUAAAACCAUCCUCGACAUAUAUGGGCAGCUUAAGAGCAAGGGGAUGGUCAACUCGAUCUGGACCCGCGAUGAAAACGGCAAGAACUGUCUCCACUACUUAGUUGAACUCGACGACGAGACGCUCCCGGUCUAUCGGCCCAGUGCUGACCUCAGCCGAACGACUUCUCCUGCCUCUAGCUUGAUAGGAGCUUUCCUGAGAGACUAUGGAACAAACAUCAGCCCUGACGUCUUCCUAGUUGAGGACAAAGAUGGGCGCACUGCGUUUCAGAUUGCGUCUGGAACUGGAGACGAGGAUGUGAUGAUAACACUUGCAGCGCAUGCUUUGGAACUCAACACUGACGCGGCAGAGAACGAAUGUCGAGACUUGUCCAGAGGUUCGAUCUUCAUGCGCAAACUCUUCACCCAUGCCGACCAUGAGGGGCGAACGGCACUUCACAUUGCGGCAUCUAAAGGCUACAUCUAUGUCUGUCAAUUCCUCGCCGAGGGCUUGUACACCCCCGGAACUAUACCCCUCACUAAAUCUGGCCAAUCGCUAGCUGAAUGUGCCGAGUCGAAUGGGCAUCUCAUGGUCGCUGAAUACUUGUCGACGUUUAAAGGAUCUGAGACUACCGCCGAUGACGUAAAGAAGCGAGAGAUAGCUCGCAUGGAAGCUAAGAAAAUCAAAAUGCAGCCUUAUAUUACUAUUACUAAAGAGCAGGUGGAGUCUUUCUUUGCGGGAGUGAAAGAAGCGAGAGGGAAUCCAGCUAUUAGGCCGCAUCAGAUGGGCUGA
Messenger RNA from Exophiala aquamarina CBS 119918, 2274 nucleotides. RefSeq lists its product as uncharacterized. Lineage: Eukaryota; Fungi; Ascomycota; Eurotiomycetes; Chaetothyriales; Herpotrichiellaceae. Gene Ontology annotation, molecular function: protein binding. Gene Ontology annotation, cellular component: cytoplasm; nucleus. The transcript has 4 exons. The record is from RefSeq and is a predicted model, not a curated record. The coding region runs from base 1 to 2274 and encodes 757 amino acids.